Molecule: messenger RNA, 5696 nt
Organism: Acanthopagrus latus (yellowfin seabream)
Lineage: Eukaryota; Metazoa; Chordata; Actinopteri; Spariformes; Sparidae
Product: NACHT, LRR and PYD domains-containing protein 12-like
Exons: 9
Coding region: 283-3714 (1143 amino acids)
Biological process (GO): regulation of apoptotic process
Molecular function (GO): protein binding
Source: RefSeq, a predicted model, not a curated record
GUGAGGUAUCUGCCAAUCAUACUAAAUGCAGCAUGACUCUAGCAUACAGGGAAAUGUUGCCUGGAAGGUUUAAGUCAGGGAACCUAUGCAGACUUCCCUUUUCUCCACCUCAGACUUGCACAGCGUCACCCUGCCAGUUGCGCCCUUUAAAGUGAAGAGAACGUGACAGUAGAAUCAAAAUGAAUCUAAAAUCACAGUAGACUGCGGCAUCAUCAGCCUUGUUUAAUCAGUGUUUGCUCUACUGAUGAAGAAUGAAAUUUGCUUCGGCUGGAUGAGCAGGUGAUGGCAGCUGUUACGGAGCUGCUUUUGGAAACACUGGAGGAUCUUGGCGAUGAAGAGCUCAGGAUCUUCAAGUGGUUUCUACAGCAAGGUGAAAUCCUCGAAGACAUUCCAGCCAUCCCAAAGAGCCAUCUGGAGAAGGCUGACAGGCUCGACACACUAGAGCUGAUAGUGCAGACUUACAACGAACAGUCGGUGAAGGUGGUCAAGAAAGUGUUGACAAAGAUCAACAGGAAUGAUCUGGUACAGGGUUUGUCCGACAUCGGCUCAGGACCCAAAUAUUUGCUCAGGCAGAAACCUGACCGUCCAGAACUCAUCGAAUCAUACCAGAGCACACUCCAAUCACACCUCCAGAAUAGGUUUAUGUGUGCACAAGAGGGGUGGACAGACAGGGUGGACAAAAAGCAUCUAGAUGACAUCUACAUAGAGCUCUACAUCACAUACGGGACAACUGUAAACAUCAACAGGCAGCAUGAGGUCAGGCAGGCUGAGAUGGCAUCAAAAGAACCAGGAGGAGCAGAGCAAACAGUUCAGCCCAAUGAUAUCUUCAAACACCCUUCUGGAAAAAACACACCAGUAAGAACAGUUCUGACCAGUGGGAUUGCAGGGGUUGGGAAAACGUUCCUUGUACACAAAUUCAUCCUGGACUGGGCUGAAGGACGAGCCAAUCAAGAUGUGCAUCUCACAUUCCCCUUCACCUUCCGCCAGCUGAAUUUACUGAGGGGGAGAAGGUUUCGUUUUGCUGAGCUCGUUCACAAAUGUAUCAGGGAAACUAAAGACAUCAGGGAGGAGGACCUUAAUGACAUAUUUACAAAACUACAGGCUUCAGGGAAUACCAACUAUGACAAGAGCGAAUUCAAACUUCUGUUUGUGCUUGAUGGGCUGGAUGAAAGCCGCCUUCAGCUCGACUUCAGUUCAAACAAAAAUCCCACCGCUGAUGUGACACAGGCAGUUGGAGUGGAAGUCCUGCUGACGAGCCUCAUCAAAGGUGAACUGCUCCCCUCUGCUCGCCUCUGGAUUACCACACGGCCAGCAGCAGCCAAUCAGAUCCCUCUUGAAUUUGUUGACAUCGUGACAGAGGUGAGAGGGUUCACUGAUACACAGAAGGAGGAGUACUUCAGGAAAAGAUUCAGAGAUGAGGAGGUGGCCGAAAGAAUCAUCUGCCACAUCAAGACGUCGCAGAGCCUCCACAUCAUGUGCCACAUCCCAGUCUUCUGCUGGAUCACUGCCACAGUUCUAGAGGACACAUUGAAAAACAGUGACAAAGAAGAGCUGCCCAAGAGCCUGACUGAGUUGUACACAGAAUUCUUGGUGUUCCAGAUCAGACAGACGAAAAAGAAGUAUAGCACAGAAAAAAGCAUCCAAUACAUUAAAUCACUUGCAAAACUUGCUUUUCAUCAACUGGAAAAGGGAAACCUGAUCUUCUAUGAAAGAGAUCUCAAAGAGAGUGGCAUUGAUUUCAUUGAAGCCUCUGUGUACUCUGGAGUGUUCACACAGAUCUUUAAAAAAGAGCACCACUUGAAGAAAAACAAGGAUGAGGACAAGAUGUUCAGCUUCGUCCAUCUAAGCAUUCAGGAGUUUCUGGCUGCUGUUCAUGUGGUGCAGUCACUCAUUAACAAAAACAAAAAUGUAAUGGCCCAACAACAACACAAAUUCCAAAGUGUACAGAUGCUUUUCAAUAAACCAUCUGUAGCGCAGGUGCAAAGAAUGGCUGUUGACAAGGCUUUACAGAGUCUAGAUGGACACCUGGACAUGUUCCUCCGCUUCCUCCUGGGUCUCUUCCUGGAGACCAAUCAGAACAGCCUACAAGACCUUCUCAAACAGAUGAUAAGUACAUCAGAGGCCAAUCAGGAAACAGUGCAGUACAUCAAGAAAAAGAUCCAGAAGAAUUCAUCUCCUGAGAGAUGCAUCAACCUGUUCCACUGUCUGAAUGAGCUCAAUGACCAUUCUCUAGUGGAGGAGAUCCAGCACUAUUUGACUUCAGGAAGUCUGUCAACACACAAACUCUCUCCGGCUCAGUGGUCAGCUCUGGUCUUUAUCUUAAUGACAUCAGGGAAAAACCUGGACGUGUUUGACCUCAGGAAGUACAGUGCUUCAGAGAGAGGUCUGUUGAGGCUGCUGCCAGUGGUCAGGAACGCUCAAGUAUUCUUGUUGAGUGGCUGUAACUUGUCAGAGCGAAGCUGUGAAGCUCUGGCCUCAGUCGUCAGCUCCCAGUCCUCCAGUGUGAGAAAACUGGACCUGAGUAACAACAACCUGCAGGAUUCAGGAGUGAAGCUGCUCGCUGUUCAACUGGAGAAUGCAAACUGUAAAGUGGAAACUUUUAGGCUUAGUGGCUGUAAGCUGUCCAGGAUCAGCUGUGAAGCUCUGGCCUCAGUCCUCAGCUCCCAGUACUCCAGUCUAAGAGACCUGGACCUGAAUAACAAUAACGUGCAGGAUGAGGGAGUGAAGCUGCUUUCUGUUGGACUGAUGAGUUCACAGUGUAGACUGGAAUCUCUAAGGUUGGAUGUAUGUAACCUGUCAGAGAAAAGCUGUGAAGCUCUGGCCUCAGUCCUCAGUUCCCAGUCCUCCAGUCUGAGAAAGCUAGAUCUGAGUAACAAUGACGUGCAGGAUUCAGGAGUGAAGCUGCUCUGCACUGGACUAGGAAGUCCCCACUGCAGACUGGAAACUCUCAGGUUGUCAGGGUGCCUGGUCACAGAGGAAGGCUGUGCUUCUUUAACCUCAAGUCUAAGUUCCAAUCCCUCCCAUCUGAGAGAACUGGACCUGAGCUACAAUCAUCCAGGAGACUCAGGGGUCAAGCUCCUGCUGGCUGGAAAGGAAGAUCCACAGUGGAGACUGGACACUCUCUGUCUGGACCAUAUUGGCAUUUGCUGGUUGGAAACUGGUCUGAGAAAGUAUACCUGCGAGCUAACCCUGGACCCAAACACAGCAAACACAUACCUCUGUCUGUCUGAGGACAACAGAACAGUGACACUGAUGAGAGAGAACCAGCGAUAUCCUCAUCACCCGGAGAGAUUCAAGCACUGGAAACAGUUGCUUUGUACGAAUGGUCUGACUGGCCGUUGUUACUGGGAAGUGGAGAGGAAAGGAUGGGUGUCUUUGGGAGUGACUUACAGAGGAAUUGGAAGGAGAGGAGAAGGUGCUGACUGCUGCCUCGGCCUGAGUGACAUGUCUUGGAGCGUGUGCUGCACUCAUAACCAUUACUCUGCCUUUAACAAUAACAGAAUGACAACCAUACGUACGACUACCUCUGUUUCUGACAGAGUGGGAGUGUACCUGGACUGGCCUGCUGGCACUUUGUCCUUCUACCUAAUCUGCUCUGAGACACUGAUCCACCUCCACACCUUCCACUGUACAUUCACUGAACCUCUUUAUCCUGCGUUUGGGUUUGAGUACAUGAUUAGGUUUGAUUCCACCGUGUCUCUCUGUCAGAUUUAGGAAGGGAAAGUUGCCUCCCGUAGACAAACGCAAAUGUUGACAGACCAUUCGAGAGCACCCCCCUGAAAAAAAAAGCUGUAUCAUGUGACUGAUCAGUUGAAAGGUGUUAAUGUACUCUGUUACGGAGUGAAAAGAUCAAGGUUGUAACAUAACAUGUGCAAGUAUGAAAAUCAAAUGACUCAAAUGUUUGUAAAUCAGGAGCAUUAGAGACAAAGUGUGUUUUUUAUGAACCAUUUUAUUUGUCGUUUCUUUUUUUAACCCACUCUCAACAUAAGCAACUAGCAAUGCUGAAUUAUGGUUUACAGGUUUAAGGAUACUUAAAUGUUACAAAGUCCAAGAAAAGACCAGAGGCCUGUCUCUUACUUUCUGACUUUCCUUCUGUCUGUGGCUCUUAGCUCCAUGUCAGCUGGUUUCUAAAAACAUUUGCUGGACCUCAGUGAAAUGAAUAUAAAAAGACAUUGUUGUAAGGGAUCCUUAUGGCAGACUCAACAACUUUAUCCUCUCUGUCCUCCUCUUAGUCACACAUCCACACUGCUCUAACAUUCUUAUGGGUCUGUAUUGGUUGUCAGUGUUUGACACUACAACAAUAUUUUGAAGCUGGAAAACUUUUAUAUCUAAUGUUUGUACAUAUGUCUUAUGUAAUGUACCAGGGAUAAUGCUUUUCUUUCCAAAGGUUCAAACAUGAUAAUGGAAUAAAGGCUCGUGUCAAACAAAGUAGCACAAUCUGUCUGGAUUUCCUCUUAAGAUGCAUCAGUGGUGGGUGUACAUGUACAACAAAACACUAUUUGAUGAAUCAGGACUGAACAACAUUUUAUUCUGCACUUUUCCAGAACUUCUGUACAAUACCAACAUUUUCAAGACCUGGAAAUAAUCACUUUCCAUCAGUAAUCCAGGUUUGAUAGAGACGUAGAAGAACCCUGAUUUAAGCACAACACAACACAACCAAACAGGGAUAUGAUUUCUUCACUUCCACUUGAGGAAGUGUGUUGCAAUCAAUCACAUUUUGGCAAUCACAUAUAUUCUGCUAGGAUCUGCUUCUCAUAACCAUUCUAUAACGUAAUAAAACAAAUAAAAAGGAAUGCCCUAUAUUAGUGAUCCCAUUUGAAUCUUUUGCUACUCCUGCCAAUGGAACAAGUAUUAACAUUACACCAACAGCAGAGGCAAACUGCUCCUCUCCCCAUUAAACAUGGCUGCAGAGCUAAAGGCAGACUGGAGGACAAUGGAAGGCAGGAACAAAAUACAACGAGCGCAGCACUCUUUCUUUUGUCUGACACCUUGUCUCAACAUGUUGGAAAGCUUCUUGAUGACUGUAUAGAAAGAUCAGUAUACUAAAGUUAAACAGUCCGUAUUUGGAAUUAAGGAGCAGUUCAACAUUUGAGAAAAAAAGUAUUUCCUUUCUGGCAUAAAAUAUGUGAUUAUUGAUCCCGCUGUCAUGUCUGUUAAACAUGAAGCUACAGGCAUCAGCUUGUUAGCUUAGCUUUACACAUUUGAAAAACGAAGGGAAGCAGCUAGCUUUGCUCUGUCCAAAGGUAACAAAAUCAACCAACCAACUACUCUAAUUUGUACUAACAAGCUACUAUUCUUGGAGGUAUGAUGUGAAAUAAAAAUGGAUGUGUAAGAUUUCACUUUGUUUUUUUUUAUUUCUUGGCACAUAAUCACACUAAAAUGGCUAAUGUCAUGUUUACCCUUUGACUUUGUUCAGAUGAGCCAGUAUAUAUCGUGCAAAUCAGUGAGCAUUAGAGGUGGUGGUAAGUAUGUUUUGAUACCUUUGGACAGGAUAGUUUUCCCUGUUUCAAAUCUUUGCACAAUGCUAAGAUAAGUUAACCAGCUGCUCGCUGUAGCUUUACAUCAACUUUACAGACAUAAUAGUGGUAACAAUCACCUUAUCCAAGGCUAGGCAAGCGCACAAAAAAGUAUAUUAUAGAAAAUAUCAAACUUAAAAAAAAAAAAAAAAAAAAAUCCGAAGAUCUCGACAAAAUACC